Molecule: messenger RNA, 2110 nt
Organism: Phyllotreta striolata
Lineage: Eukaryota; Metazoa; Arthropoda; Insecta; Coleoptera; Chrysomelidae
Source: the annotation of a GenBank genome assembly
AUGGAAAAUGCUGAUUUCCAAUUCAACAGAGGACCACCCAUGCAGCCUGCAGGAGUCAGACCCAUGGUGGAUCCCGAAGCCGAAGGCGAAGUGGAUCCAUCUUUGUAUCCAGAACCCAAGGACUCUACUCACAAAGUCAGGGGAAAAACCGCUCUAAUAGAAAUGAUUUUCGGUCCGGUAGAUCAAGAAUUAUUAGUCGUGAAGAGUUUUUACUUCUUCUUCUAUUCCGCCUUCGGGUCUUUGUUCCCUCUGAUGGGAGUCUACUUUAAACAAAUGGGAAUGAACGCCAGCCAGAGUGGAUUCCUGAUUGGAUCCCGGCCAUUCGUGGAAUUCCUCUCGGCUCCGUUUUGGGGAGGACUGGCAGAUAGAUGGAGGAAAGGUAAAAUUUUGCUCUUGGCCUCGUUGGCAUCGUGGAUCGUUUUCACUGUUCCAUUGGGAUCAAUCCAACCUCCAGCAACCUCAUGCAUGGGUAUAAGAAACCAUACUCCGACACUGACCAGCCCUGAGAUCAAUGUGGGUAGAGUGAUAAUAACUAAGAGAUCAAUAAACAUGGAAACGAUGGCCGAUUAUAGCCGCCAGAUUGACGAUCAAAAAUACCCUAGUUUAUCAAGAAAACCAAGAGAAGUUGAACCAAUAUCGGUGAACGCAGGACAAUCUCCUAUAAGCGUGAAAUAUGCAUCAAACUACAAAGAAAAGGAGCACGAAAACUGGGUCCAACCAAUCAUAUCAUCCAUAGUAUACCGAACUCAAGACAUCCAGAAAGCCUUUUUCCUUCUUCUGCUGCUGGUAAUAAUAGGAGAGUUUUUCAGCGCACCCGCUGUAACAUUAGCAGAUUCCGCCGUCAUUACUCUUCUGGGAGAGGACGCCGACACCUACGGACAUCAAAGGAUGUUCGGCUCGUUGGGCUGGGGUUUGGCUAUGUUCUUCGUGGGCAUAGCUCUCGACCACUCCACUGCUUUUCCGAAUCAUCCCUGCGGGCCCGACAAGAAGGAGAAGAACUACACGAUUUGCUUCGCAACGUUCUCCGUGCUGAUGGGGGCUGCGUUGAUAAGCGCCACGCAGAUCUCGUUCAAAUACGACGAAGCCUUUGCGGAAUCCGUCGUGGAACAGAAAACCCAGUCGCCUACGGAGGAGGAUCGCAUGCAAGCCCAGCUGGCCGAGCAGCUCAAUCUUCCUUCGUUGGCUGAUACCAGGGCGACCGCUGCACCAUCUGUUCCUAAAGAACAAAAAACGAAAAUUUGGGCACAAACUACAAAAGAAAUGCCGGAAUGGAUGACGGUAAUCAAGCAGUACAAGAAUUUAAAAUGCGCUUCGUUCCUGUUCGUGGCUUGGUUCAUGGGCUUUGGGAUAGGACUGAUUUUCACGUUUCUCUUCUGGCAUCUGCAAGACUACGGUGGAUCGCCAACCCUCUUCGGCGUAGCUUCAGUUAUCAAUCACAUAUCGGAGAUAUUCGCUUAUUUCUUCAGUUUUCGUCUAAUCAGACAAAUGGGACACGUCAAGGUUUUGUGCCUCGGACUCAUCGGCAAUACGCUGAGGUUUCUGUACAUAUCUUGGUUGACCAACCCUUGGUGGGUGCUGCCGUUUGAGUUCAUGCAGGGCAUCACACACGCAGCGGUAUGGGCAGCAUGCUGCUCCUACAUAGCGCAUAACACACCGAUAGAGCUGCGCUCAUCGGCGCAGGGAGUCCUCCAAGGCAUUCACCACGGACUAGGCAGAGGUUGCGGGGCCGUGUUCGGCGGCAUGUUCGUGAGUUCGUUCGGAUCGACGGCGACCUUCCGGGGAUACGGCCUGAUUUGCCUUCUGGUACUCGCGGCGUUCGUGUUCAUAAAUUUCUACAGGGUCGAUCAAGGCUUCGUGUCCGAUUUGCCGCAAACGGAGGACCCGAGGCAAGUGGCAGAGGAAACGGCUCACCUGGCGCCCCACGGGGUACCCAGCAACCCGCUGCCCCGCGCCCUGUCCAGCUCGAAGCUGCACGAGAUGUCCCAACAAGACGGGUACGGGGCUAUGUACCAAAUGGGGCAAGGCGGUACUCUGAACGUUCCGGGGGCGAACCCUUUCAACGCGCAACAACAGCAGCAAUAUUCCGGAUACGAGGUAAGAAGUAAGUAAC